AUGACGCGUCAAGAGGGUUGUCGGCUGAAGAGUUGUGUUCCAGCAAACGGCAGAUUUGCGGCCCCGACUUUCUGUGGAAGGAAGAAUCGUCUUGGCCUGAACAGCAGAAUGUUGUGAGAGACGUUCAGGAAGAUGAUCUGGAAGUUAAGAGAGAAGCGAAGACAGCUGUCGUCACGACUCAAGCAGAUGGUGAAAACGACAUGUUCAGGCGAAUUAUCAGUUACUUUUCGUCUUGGUUUCGUUUGAAGAAGUUUAUCGCAUGGAUCUUGCGUCACCCCCUGAAGCUCCUGCAAUCUUGUCGCAGACGUAAGGAAGGUGUAGUUAAGCAGCUUGUUAAUGGGAAACCAGAACCGAUAUCUGCGGAAGAGAUCAAGACAGCAGAAGUGCAAAUACUCAAGCAUGUACAGAAACAAAGCUUCGUCAAAGAGUUAAGGCUUGCACGAAAUGAGAAGAAAGAGAGGUGCGACCCAACAGUGGAAAAGCGAAUGAAGACUCGCGUCGUAAAGAAAUCAAGUCCAAUUUACAAGCUUGAUCCAGUGAUAGUUAAUGGU
This is a messenger RNA of Porites lobata, 551 nucleotides long. The record is from the annotation of a GenBank genome assembly. NCBI's taxonomy places the organism in Eukaryota, Metazoa, Cnidaria, Anthozoa, Scleractinia, Poritidae.